AUGCUGCAACAUAUUUCUCUUUUCUUCCUUCUCUUUACAUUAUUAAGGGUUUCUUCUCUCUAUGAUGGACCCAUAUAUGACUCAACUGCAUACACUCAGUGCCAAGGGUUUCCUGAGAAGCCACUUUAUGGAGGAGGAAUUUUCAAACAUAAUAACAUCGAUAUGUCUUCUUCACUUGUCAUAUAUAAUCUUACCCACGACACUAUCUAUUCUUUUUCUGCAUGGGUGAGGGUUGAAGGUUCAGAUUCAGUUAUGAUAAGGGCAAGACUGAAAGCAGAACAUGAUACAUACAAUUGUAUUGGGACAGUUUCUGCCAAGAAUGGAUGUUGGUCUUUUCUUAAGGGUGGUUUUGUUCUUAAUUCACCUUCAAAUUCAUCCACCAUAAUAUUCCAGAAUGUGGAUGGCAAAGAUGUUGAUAUCGAUAUAGCAAGUUUAUCACUACAGCCAUUUACUAAACAGGAAUGGAGAUUCAAUCAAGAAUAUAUAAUCAACACUAAAAGAAAGCGCGCGGUCACGAUUCAUGUAUCAGAUACAAAUGGAAAGAAAUUACCAGGAGCUUCUGUGCGUGUAGAGCAAAUAUCAAAAGACUUCCCUAUAGGUUCUGCAAUAGCAAAGACCAUUCUUGGCAACACACCAUAUCAAAACUGGUUUGUAAAACGUUUCAACGCUGCAGUCUUCGAAAACGAACUCAAAUGGUACAGAACUAGAAUCAGCUGUGAAUUCUAG
Messenger RNA from Vicia faba (fava bean), 726 nucleotides. The record is from the annotation of a GenBank genome assembly. NCBI's taxonomy places the organism in Eukaryota, Viridiplantae, Streptophyta, Magnoliopsida, Fabales, Fabaceae.